AGGCGCCCAUUGCCGAGGAAUUUGGCCUGCGCACAUCACUUCUCGACCUAAGCUCUCCCUUACCGCAACCCGCAUACUUGCAGUCCAUGUUUCAGCUGGGGUCGGAACAAGCCGACUGCCGUGCCGCUGUGAAAGGGAUAAAAAGCCCUCCUCCCUUGCGUGGGAGACUCGCGAAAAACGUGCAUUAUUCAUCAUGCUACUGGGGCACAUUGGCACCAAGUUUUUUGUUCUUACGUACAUUAUAUUUGAAACGGCGAUGAGUUCGCAUAGGGGAUAGUUGUCCCCGAGUGAGUGGAGUGGUGCUAUUCAUGUAGAUCUGGGACUAAUUAUUGCUAGUUGCUAGUUGUUAGCUAGCUGGGCACAGUUACUUACGAACGUACUAGUAAAGAUUCCAUCAGCUAGCCGAAGCACCAUUGAGAUCACGAUCAACAUUCCUGCAUAGUUGGACAAGUGUCCGUCAGUACAUACCUAAGUAAUACGGACACUAAGACCAAAUACAAUCCUAAUACUUACGGUAAAUCUCUGAGAUUCCCGCUAGACUUGUAGGAGAUGAGGGGGAGUAAACACCGAGAAUACGAAAGGCCUGUGAUAGAUCACUUUAGCCAACUUCGCUUAAGUAAACUCUCUUGCCGCUAUCCGAGAGUAACGGUCGACUAGAACUGGUAUGGACUAGCGGGAGUUUACUAUGAGCUGUUUAGGUUCUGAUUUAUCGUGUGUCAUG
Molecule: messenger RNA, 721 nt
Organism: Aspergillus caelatus
Lineage: Eukaryota; Fungi; Ascomycota; Eurotiomycetes; Eurotiales; Aspergillaceae
Exons: 1
Coding region: 87-260 (57 amino acids)
Source: RefSeq, a predicted model, not a curated record